Messenger RNA from Plasmodium gonderi, 1074 nucleotides. RefSeq names its product ubiquinol cytochrome c oxidoreductase. Gene Ontology annotation, cellular component: membrane. Gene Ontology annotation, biological process: mitochondrial electron transport, ubiquinol to cytochrome c. The record is from RefSeq and is a predicted model, not a curated record. The transcript has a single exon. Lineage: Eukaryota; Apicomplexa; Aconoidasida; Haemosporida; Plasmodiidae. The coding region runs from base 1 to 1074 and encodes 357 amino acids. Gene Ontology annotation, molecular function: quinol-cytochrome-c reductase activity; 2 iron, 2 sulfur cluster binding.
AUGAGAAGAAUCAGAAAUAUCGAGUUUUUUAUAAAGGGGAAUAUAUUUUUAAAGAAAAAUGAAUUCAACAAAAUAUGUAAAAGAACAUUUGGAGGAACGUUUAAUCAUAACAUAAAAGAAAAUGAUCGAGUCCCACCAGCUUCGGAAAAUCCAAGUUACAAAAAUUUAUUUGACCAUGCAGAAGAUAUAAAAUUAUGGGAAAUAGAAGAGAAGGAAAACAUUAGUCACAAGAAGGUAGAAGAUUUAUCUGAGUUGGUUGAACCAUCCAAUCAUCCACAUCAGUAUGAAGGUAUAUUUGUAAGAACAAGGUAUGCGCAUUAUAAUCAAACAGCUGAACCUGUGUUUCCAAGAAAACCAGAUUUAGAAAAAGGUGAACUAGCUAGUGGUGCAAAUGUAACAAGAACAGAUGUAUGGAAUAACCCAAAUGAACCCGCCGUUGUCUCAGUUGGUAAAUUUGAACCGCAUAAUUUUAGACCAGCUGGUUAUGCAGAAAAUACACCGAAUCCAGAUAGCAUAAACUCAGAUUAUCACCCAGACUUUAGAGAAUAUAGAUUGAGAAGUGGAAAUGCUGAUAGGAGAACUUUUAUGUAUUUUAUAAGUGCAUCAUAUUUUUUUAUUAUGUCAUCAAUUAUGAGAUCUACUAUAUGUAAAUCAGUACAUUUCUUUUGGAUUUCAAAAGAUUUAGUCGCAGAAGGGACGACAGAAUUAGAUAUGAGAACUGUAAGUCCAGGGGAACAUGUUGUAAUUAAAUGGAGAGGUAAGCCAAUUUUUGUAAAACAUAGAACCCAAGAAGAUAUUCAAAGAGCUAGAGAGGAUGAUAAAUUGGUGGAAACUAUGAGAGAUCCACAAUUAGAUUCAGAUCGAACCAUUAGACCUGAAUGGCUAGUUAAUAUAGGAGUAUGUACACAUUUAGGUUGUAUACCGGCACCUGGGGGAAAUUACAGUGGCUACUUUUGCCCUUGUCAUGGUUCCCAUUAUGAUAAUUCUGGUAGAGUUCGACAGGGUCCAGCUCCUUCCAAUUUGGAGGUCCCCCCCUACGAAUUUAUUGACGAAAAUACCAUCAAAAUUGGUUAA